AUGCGACCUUUGAAGCUCGACUCCCAGUCAGUAUCAGCUGCUGCAAAGACUCUCAGCCUUUCCUUUGCCUCAGAUCCUCUCAUCUGCUGGCUCAACCGAAACCCAAACGGCCCAGGCUGGGAAAGCCUCCAACCUGCCCUGCAGCAAUGGCAAGAAGCGCGGGUUCGCGAGUAUGCUGUACGCGGGAUUGGGAUGGAAGCUGUCACUGGGGAUGAAAAUCCUAUUAGUCUCGGCGUUUGUUUCUUGUUCCCGCCUAAAUCGCAGUAUCGGUGGUUAAACCCUCUGUGGUGGCCCGCCUACUUGAGAGUGCUCUGGGACCAGUACUGGGUGAAACCGAGGGAGCCAUUUGCAGAUCAAAAGCGAGUUGAAACCAUGAUGGACACGCAUUAUGCAUCUGCCAAACAGAUCAAAAGCAGAUAUCCUCCCAACUCGCUCUACUAUCUGGAGAUUGCAGCAGUCCGACCUGACACGCAGGGAAUGGGAGUCGGCGGGUCGAUCAUGAGAUGGGUGGUCGACCAGCUUGGUGAUUCACCUUGUUUCUUGGAAUGCACGAACCAGAAGAAUAUCGGAUUUUAUGAGAAAUAUGGGUUCAAGUUGGUGGAUGAGAAAAGGCUCAUGGGUCCGAGUUCCUCAACAAGUACCACAUUUUAUUACAUGGUGAGGUAA
This is a messenger RNA of Penicillium mononematosum, 666 nucleotides long. RefSeq lists its product as uncharacterized. The coding region runs from base 1 to 666 and encodes 221 amino acids. Lineage: Eukaryota; Fungi; Ascomycota; Eurotiomycetes; Eurotiales; Aspergillaceae. The record is from RefSeq and is a predicted model, not a curated record. Gene Ontology annotation, molecular function: acyltransferase activity, transferring groups other than amino-acyl groups. The transcript is spliced from 3 exons.